Messenger RNA from Parasteatoda tepidariorum (common house spider), 3424 nucleotides. RefSeq lists its product as uncharacterized. Gene Ontology annotation, cellular component: nucleus. NCBI's taxonomy places the organism in Eukaryota, Metazoa, Arthropoda, Arachnida, Araneae, Theridiidae. Gene Ontology annotation, biological process: regulation of transcription by RNA polymerase II. The record is from RefSeq and is a predicted model, not a curated record. Gene Ontology annotation, molecular function: transcription coregulator activity.
AUGAUAAAUUUUGAAAACAAUAUGGAGAACCCCGCGCUCGAAUACACAACGGGGACUCCAAUGUCACAGAAAGGAAAUUUAAUUCAAAAUGAGCACGGCUACGUCAAUGGUGAGACGCUUAUAGAUCCUUCUAUUAGUUCCAUUAAUGAUCACGAUUAUCCAAAUAAUUCUCAUCUAGAUUUAAGUGAUUCAACAUCUGAGAACGUCGAGUGCAUAACAAAUUCUAUUCAAAAUGGCUUCCAAUCUGAAAUUCUAUGCGAUUUCGUCGGCGAUGUGGGAUUGCCGUCCGAUGUUAUUCGGUUGGAAAAUGGAUUGGAAGUUGAAUCAGUAUCCAACUGUAAUAUUAAAUUUCCAGAUUCUCCGGAAUCACCUUUUCCAAUUAAAAUCAGCUCUUUUGGCUCAAUUGAAGGUUUUGUUCCGUGUUUUGAUGAACACUUAGACAAUUAUUUGAUAACUGAAUUCAAAACUGAAAACCAAUCUGAUUCUCAUGAAGAUGCUAACUACUCAGAAGAAGAGAGUAAAAAUGUCACUGAAGCAAUUUCUGAAAUUGCGAAAAGCUUCGGUUUGGAAGACCUACUACCAGAAAAUUUUCAGAACGGCAGCUCGACUAAUACAACUGUUGAUGACGACAUGUGUGGUAACAAUGAUAGCAAUAUGGGAGAUAUUUCUUUGGGUGAUUUAGAGAAGUGUUCAGCCCUUCAUUCUCCAACGUCGUCACUAGAUCUUGCUGAACAGUUUUCGAAAGAUGUGCAAAAUUAUGAGUUAAGUUGUUUAGAUAUUCUUGCUUCGAAACAAGUUUGUGAUUCAUUGGAGAAUGCGUCACAAAAAGAUGAUACAGCAGCAUUUAUAAAUACAGAAGUUAAUUUAUCUUCUGAAAAUCAGACUCUUGAAAUAUUUAGAUCAAAAAAUACAGAACAAAGUUAUGAGAAUAAUGCAAUAGUUCUUGAUGGACAAACUUCAGAUUCUCCUAUACCAUCAACUGACACUGUACAAGAGGAAUUAGAAGAUAAUGUACCACAGAUGCAGAUACCUGAUAUUUUAGAGCCUACAAAUAUCAGUGAAAGUUGCCCUUCCUCUGGUACUGUGUUAAUCACUCGUGAUAAAAGCUCAAACAAAAUGCAGAUAGUUUUAACGCUCGAACAGGGUCAGCAAGUGUAUGAUAUUGAUACUGAUAGUGGUGAUAUUAAUGAACACGCUUUAGGUUUGGAGUUACAAAAUGCUUUAAAUUCUGAACCAUUUCAAAGUGCUGAGAUGAAUUCUCUGGAGUUAAGUGGUAUAUCGGCAAAUGAAACCGAAAUAUCUACUUCUCUUUUAUUAGAAGAGAAUAAUCAGUCUAUUGAAGAUGAAGUGAUGUUUGAACCUUCUUCAUUCAUGCAAGUUAUAAGAACUAUUCCAAUAACAACUUUAGCAAACUCGAAAUCUCAUAAAAAAACAAAAUGUUUUGUUUGUCCUGUACCAGAAUGUGGUCAAAUUUUAGAUAAAGAGUGUAAAUUAAAAGUGCAUAUGUUUAGUCACAGUACUGAUACUAGGCCUUUUAAAUGUUCAUUUGAUGGCUGCGACUGGGCAUUCACAACGCCAUAUAGAUUACGUCGUCAUGAAGAAACUCAUUUAGGUUCAAAAGAAUAUAUUUGUGAUUUUGAAGGAUGUAACAGAAAAUUCACAACUAUUUAUAAUUUAAAAACUCACACAAAGCAACAUAAGUGGGCAAAUUCCUUAACUUGCCCUGCUAAAGAUUGUCAAUUAAGUUUUGCCAAUCGCAGAAAAUUAGAAUUACAUUUGAGGAUUCAUAAAGAUGUUGAGGCCCCUUAUAAAUGUGAACUUUGCGGGAAACAAUACUACUCUGCUAACUGCAUUGCUUCUCACUUGCGUACUCAUCAAUACAAUGAAGAUGAUUUUAAAUGUCCUUUUCAAGGUUGUGGGAAAGUGUACGAUAAGAUUUGUCGCUUAAAGCAACACAUUCGACAUCAUACGGGAGAUAGACCGUAUAUUUGUCCUGCUGAUGGCUGUAAAUGGAGCUUUAUGAGUGCGAGUAAGUUGACGAGACACAUGAGAAAACAUACUGGUGAAAGAAAAUUUGUGUGUACCGAACCGGGUUGUGGUAAGUCUUUUAUGCGUCCUGAACACUUGAAAGGACAUAUUGUUAUUCAUUCAGGCGAUAAACCUUUUCAUUGUCCUCAUGAAAAUUGUAAUGCUAGGUUCACUGCUAAAUCUAGUCUGUAUGUGCAUGUUAAAAAACAUUGUCCUAGUGUACUGAAAGUUGUUUAUCCGUGUCCUGUUACACCAUGUGUCAAAAAAUAUAAUAACAAAGCAACUUUAAGACAACAUCUUCUUAAAUUUCAUCCAGAUAAAAUGGGUGAUGGUAAAGAAUUAAAUAUUGCUGAAAAGCUAGAACUUACUAUGCCUGUGUCAUUAGUAAGUCAAAAUUCUGAUGCAUCUAAAAUACUUGAGAUUGAAGAAAGCAUAACAGAUGAUCCUGCAUCUAAUAUGAAUGGCCAACUACCUUCUGACUGUUCUGCCGGUUCUAGUAUUUCAUCCGAGAUUUUAAGUAAUUCUGUGCCAAAACAACCAAAAAGUCGUUCUCAAAAUCGAAACAAAGUGACAAUAAAACUUGCUAAUAACAAAAAUACCACAACAGAACUUAAAAGAAGAGAAAGCAAUUCUAGAUUUAUUAAAUUGUUCCAGAAAAAUAAAAACGGCUGUGCCAGGACUGAUAUAUAUUGUUCAUAUUUAAUAGAUUCUAAAAAUAUAGAACAAUCUCCAAGUUAUGUACUUUUUAAUCAAAAUAAUUAUGAUACACAGGAUUCUAAAAGCUAUUCUAAUCAGUUAAAUACCGAAGUGAAAUCGCCUGAUGUAAUGCUUGGGUCCUCUCUAAUAUUUCAAGACCAAACAUCUGAUCAGUUUUUGAAAAGUAGCUUUUUACCUGAUGAUUGUUCUAACGGUUUAUAUCAUGAGGAUAGUCUGUUAAUAAGUAGCUCUGCAUUUGAAGCAGAAUUAAUUCCUGUUUCAUUAUUAUCUGACAGUGUUGAAAGUGAUGAAUCAGUGCUUAUUGAUUCAUCGAGUGUGAUAUUUUCAGAACAAAAUAGUGUGGACAAUUUUAUUGAACCUAUUUCUCUGCAUGGUUUAGAAUGAAUUUUAUAUUACUAAGUGAUACUUUUGCUCACUUUCUCAAUGUUUUUACUUAAAUGUGUUAAAAAUGAACCUUUUUAAAGAAUUGUUUGUUAAUUUUUAAUUCUAAGCUUUCUGUAAAGUUUUGUUAUUGCUGUGAUUAUUAAAAUGAGCUUUUUUAUAUAAAUGUUUGAAUUCAAAUUUUUUGCACUAAUUUUAUGCUGCUUUUUGAUUUAGAAUUCUUAUGCCUGUUAAAUUCUCUUAUAAAACCUUGUUGAAAUGUUAUAAUAUGAAAGUAAUAAAUAUAAAUUGACUUCAA